This is a messenger RNA of Tauraco erythrolophus (red-crested turaco), 2000 nucleotides long. The record is from RefSeq and is a predicted model, not a curated record. NCBI's taxonomy places the organism in Eukaryota, Metazoa, Chordata, Aves, Musophagiformes, Musophagidae.
AUGUCUGUGGUGAUACUAGUAAUAAGCAUCUUCAACGCUGAAUUUUAUGCAGUUGUACCAUCAAUACCAUGCUCUCGAUUAGCACUGAUAGGAAAAAUUAUUCACCCUCAGCAAGUUAUCCAUUCAGUUGUUCAUGCUAUAAUGGGAAUGUUGGUUGCUUGGUGCGCUGCAGUUAUGACAAAAGGGAAGUUCCAGUUUCUUGCUGUGCCUUGCACGCCUUCAGACAGCCUAGAUGAUGCUGUUCCUCAGAUAUGCCUAAAUGAAUACCACCUCUUUUUUCUACUUUCUGGAGCUUUCAUGGGAUACAGUUAUAGCCUUUGGUACCUUAUUAACAACAUGAAUUAUUUGCCUUUUCCAAUUAUACAGCAAUACAAGUACUUAAGAUUCAGAAGAUCUUUGCCACUCCUCAUUAAACACAGUUGUGUGGAAUCACUAUAUUUUCUUAGAAACUUCUGUGUUGCAUAUUACUUUUUUGGUUACAUCCCAAAGGUAUGGAUAAGUACCACGAUGGAUCUUCAUAUAGACAGUAAAUUGUAUCCUCUUGACACUCUGAGUGGCUUAUUGGAUGUCUCCUUGUUCUACCAUGCCUGGUUAUGUGGCGUAUUUCUUCUGAUUACCUGGUACAUUGCAUGGUUACUCUUCAAAAUCUAUGCUACAGAGACACAUCAUUUUCCUGUCCAGCCAACUUUUGCUGAGGAGACAGACCAAUGCCUGCCUAAAAUCUUAAACAGCAACCCUCCCCUCAUUAUAAAGUUUUUAGCCUUACAAGACUUGAUGUUACUUUCCCAAUAUUCUCCUGUUCGACGACAGGAAGUCUUUAGCCUUAGUCAGCCAGGUGGGCACCCGCACAACUGGGCUGCAAUAUCAAGGGAGUGUUUGAGCCUUCUGAGUGAUCUGACCCAGAGGCUGAUCACACAGCAGGAAGCUGCAGCAGCAAAUGGCAGAGCAAAGCAGCCAGCAGGAGAGCUGAAAAUAUCUCCACAGACUCCAGGAGCUGUUGUGACAGAAGACGUGUCUUUCCAGUCACAGAGGUCUAAUAUCAUUCUCAAAGCCUCCAUGACUUCACUGGUUAAAUCAUCCCUAAUGCCUUUAAAGACAUCGCCUGGGUCUGAUGUUGGUUCGCCUUUCAGCUCACCUACUUUAAACAGCAAGAUGGGAAUUCUGGAUGUAAACUCUCCUUGGCAUGGAUCAGUCCGAAGUCCUCAAGUUAGGAGAAGGGGACCAAAGCUGUGGACGUCAGGUUCAGAUCUGCAAAUGAAUGGUUCCCACCACGAAUCCUUCCCAGUGCUCUCUGCUACAAGAGUUCUCAGUGAGGCAGUACAGCCAAGCUUUAUUUACACCUGGCUUCAGAACAGGCGAGAACAGAUAAAAACCUUCUUGUCAAAACGAGUGCUGAUAAUGUAUUUCUUCAGCAAGCACCCAGAAGCCUCCAUUCAAGCUGUCUUCUCUGAUGCCCAAAUGCACAUCUGGGCUUUGGAAGGUCUGUCUCAUUUGGUAGCAGCCUCCUUUACUGAAGACCAAUUUGGAGUUGUCCAAACUACACUGCCAGCUAUCCUGAAUACUUUACUGACUCUUCAGGAGGUUGUAGACAGAUAUUUCAAACUGCCUCAUGUUUCUAGCAAACCUCCCAGGGUUUCAGGAAGUCUGGUGGACACGUCCUACAAAACGCUACGAUUUGCACUUAGAGCAUCUCUGAAAACAGCACUAUACCGAAUAACUACUGUCUUUGGAGAACACUUGAAUGCUGUGCAAGUGUCUACAGAACAUAAGAAAAGACUUCAGCAAUUCUUGGAAUACAAAGAAUAAAUAACAGAUUCUGAUGCAGCUAUGUUUUUUUUAACACUCUUGGUAAGAAGAAAGUGGGACUAAUGAGCCUUUUUAUCUUGGCUUUUUGGAAAAGCAUAUGGAAGUACAAGUCACAGAACAAAACUCUUACAACUGCAGAAGAACUCUUCUGGGUUUGGAUCAUCUUUUGUAUAAUAAAACUUUUUUAAAAUUCA